AUGCUUUCUGAGGCUCUGCCUUGCUUCCAGUUACUUCGGAUGGGCCCAGCUUCUCCUGGGGAUUCACCCAACAGGGAUCUCUACACCUUCCGACCUGCCAGGCCUAGCUGUACCUAUCGGUUGGGCCGCCGAGCAGAAGUCUGUGAUGUUAUUCUGGUGUCAGAGCAGAACCCAGCCUUGAUCUCUCGAAUCCAUGCAGAAAUCCAGGCAGAGAGGGAUGCUGACAGCACAGCUGGCGAGUGGUGUGUUGGCCUGGUGGACUACAGCACUCAUGGUACCUAUGUCAAUGCCAUCCGCAUUCCCCACGGCCGGCGGGUCGACUUGACCGAUGGUGAUCUCCUGACCUUUGGCCACCCCAACCCGGUGCCUGAGGGCUGUGCCCUGCCAGGCCCGCACGGCAGCUCCGAGUUCUACUUCCUCUUCCAGAAGGUGCACGUUCGACCACAGGACUUUGCUGCUAUCACAGAACCAAAAGCACCCUGGGCUUCCAACAGCGGCUUCCGACCGGUGCUGCCGUCUGGCAACCACCGCAUCCGCCCACUGUCCCGUCACUCGGCCACUUCCCUCUCCUGCCGCUCCAAAGCUACCCUGAUCCUCAACUCCAUCGGCAGCCUCAGCAAACUCAAGCCGCAGCCGUUCACGUUCUCCCUGGGCCGGGCGCGAUGCGCGGAACCCCCUGCCCAGCCGAGGGCUUCUCGGAACCGCCGCAAGUCGGCACAUACCCUGCUGCCCGAACUGGAGGAUGAGAUCACGCGCCUUGAAGAGGAGCAGCUGCUGCCCGGCAAGGGGCAGCACCCGAGUCAUUUCACACAUUGUCACGCCAGCAGCCCCACCUCCUUGCAGCUCCAGCAGCGAGUGCCAGAGGGAAGCAAGAGCUCGCAGGAAGAUGUCGGACCAAAGCUUCACAUCACGCCCAGUGGGAAACGGCGGGGUCGACCGCGGAAGAACCCUCUAGGGGGCACCUGCCAGGUGUUCUCCCAGACUCUGUCUGCAUCUGAGCCAUGUGCAGCGCCCCGGUGCCGCCUCCCUCAGGACGAGAUGGUGGAGUGGGUCCAGUGUGAUGGCUGCGAUGCCUGGUUCCACGUUGCGUGUGUGGGCUGCAGCUACAGCGCUGUGAAGGAGGCAGAUUUCCGCUGUGCUGCCUGCCGCUCCUAA
Molecule: messenger RNA, 1155 nt
Organism: Varanus komodoensis (Komodo dragon)
Lineage: Eukaryota; Metazoa; Chordata; Lepidosauria; Squamata; Varanidae
Gene: TCF19
Product: transcription factor 19
Exons: 3
Coding region: 1-1155 (384 amino acids)
Biological process (GO): regulation of gene expression
Cellular component (GO): nucleus
Molecular function (GO): protein binding
Source: RefSeq, a predicted model, not a curated record